Micropterus salmoides (largemouth bass) is the source of this 3411-nucleotide messenger RNA. It is a transcript of the gene serac1, whose product is annotated as serine active site containing 1. The transcript is spliced from 16 exons. The record is from RefSeq and is a predicted model, not a curated record. The coding region runs from base 577 to 2556 and encodes 659 amino acids. NCBI's taxonomy places the organism in Eukaryota, Metazoa, Chordata, Actinopteri, Centrarchiformes, Centrarchidae.
AAUUAACCCGCACGAACAGUGUAUCUUAAUCAGUGAACUGGACAGGCUACACGUAGCGUUAGUAAGCUGGUGGUAAACUCUUAAAAGUGAAACGUUAGCCAAAUGCUAAGUCUUCAGUAAGUUGACGUUAGCUAACUGUUAAUUUAACAUUAGUUGUUACAGUUUUACUGCAGUGUUCAUGUUAACGCUGAGUAUCAAAGGGCUGUCUGUAGUGUAAGCUGAAUGAUGCGGUCAGACUUAUUGUUGCAACUGAAGUAAUUAUUCCAAGUUUAUUGUAGCAAAGUUAGCUAACUUAACGUUAGCUAGAGGACUUGUGAAUGAUUUAUGCAUUACAUUAGUUGGCUGAUUAUAGUCAAAUGUUAGUGCUGUCGCUUGUUUGGUCAUUACAGCCACAAAUAGGUGGCUCGCUUAAGUACCAGGGCAAUUAUAUACGUGCUUGUCAUUAAAUUCGCUUUAGCAAAAGUGUCACUGGCCACACGUAUGACUAUGCUAUGUACAUUUCUUGUGUGAGAUCGAUUUGAAUAAGUGGUUAGUCUUCUUUGGUCGUCUGAUAACUUAGCCCCAUCAUACUGGAGGAUGUCUGGUGCAGCUCUACGUUUGAUCCGCUGUCGGAGACUGAGUACAGCUGGGCCGCCUGGAGUGAAGAAAGUGCUUCAGUGGAAAGAUUUAAGGAAGGUUGCUAAAGUAACUGGUGCAGUUGUCUUGGGGGGCUGUCUUUUUAUCACUUAUGAAAUGGCGGCCUUGGACAAGGCUGUGACCAUAAACACUGGUGCAAUUCUUCAGGAGAAGUACAAGUCGUACAUAUAUCUGAGAGCCACUCCCUCCGAUGAAAAGGAGAACCGCACUGCAGAGCUCACACACAAAGCAAGGAGGGAACUCCAUAAGGCAGUAAGGCGGUUUCUGGAAAUGUCAUCUAGGAUUUUGAUGCAAUCCCUAGAUGAGCACUUUAGCCAUGUGGAUGCAGACCCACAUGAGGUGGCAUUAUGGGUCUUACUGAAGAGGACACAGUCAGCCAAUAAAGCCAUCAGACUACAGGCUGUACAGGACCUUGCAAACAAUCACCACUGGCGUGACUACCAGUACCAGACAGCAGCCCAGAUUAUAGACCAGCGAACAGCAGUGGCCCUGGCCCGGACUCCUCAGGUAGACCUUCGGUUCUUUCUGCGCACUCCUGCACUGCCUGACCAGGAGGAUGGUUUGUCAGCAGAGGAUGGUCUCAGGCAGCUGCUGGGGUCUCUGCCUCAGUCUGAGGUGGACAAAUGUGUUCAGUACUUCACCUCACUGGCCCUCAGAGAGAGCACCCAGUCCUUGGCAGCACAACGGGGUGGUCUGUGGUGUUUUGGUGGUAAUGGGCUGCCUUACGCUCAGAGCCUCACCUCUGUUCCUUCUGAGAAGGUGGAAUCCUUCUACCUACAGGCACUGGUACAGCACUCAAAGGUCCAGAGCCACUGUGACCACAUAGUUGCCAGUGGAGGUCUGCAGCUCCUCCAGAGGAUUUAUCAGCUUCGUAGAGACUCCCUAAAGAUUCAGAGGAACAUUGUUCGCAUAAUAGGAAAUCUGGCACUCAAUGAAAGCGUUCACCAGGCUAUAGCCCGGUCCGGGUGGGUGUCUGUCCUGGCUGAGAUGAUGCAGUCUCCUCAUGCCAUGCAGGCGUCUCAUGCAGCACGCGCUCUGGCCAACCUGGAUAGGGAGACGGUGAAAGAGAAAUACCAAGAUGGUGUCUAUAUCCUUCACCCGCAAACACGUGGCAACCAGCCAAUCAAAGCAGACGUGCUCUUCAUCCAUGGGAUUCUAGGGGCAGCUUUUAAGACGUGGAGGCAGAAGGAUCCCAGUACGGUAGAGGAAGAGAAGGAGGCUGAAAGCAAGGAUGACUACACAGAGUGCUGGCCAAAGUCAUGGUUAGCUGCUGACUGUCCAAAUCUGAGAGUGCUAUCAGUGGAGUAUGACAGUCACCUCAGUGACUGGAUGGCCCACUGUCCCGCGGAGAAUCGGAGGAAGUCCUUGGCCUACAGAAGUCGAGAGCUGCUAAAGAAGUUAAAGCUAGCAGGAGUUGGGGAGAGGCCUGUGGUCUGGGUAGCCCACAGUAUGGGAGGAUUGCUUGUGAAGAAAAUGCUGCUGGAUGCCUCAGAGGACCCAGAUAUGCGUGGACUGUUAAAGAACACUAAGGGCAUUAUGUUCUAUAGUGUUCCUCACCACGGUACCUUUAUGGCAGAGUACUCAGUCAAUGUUAGAUAUCUCCUCUUUCCAUCUAUAGAAGUCAGAGAACUUUGUAAAGACUCACCAGCACUGCGAAACCUGAAUGAGAACUUCCUGAACAUGGCCAAAGAAAAGGAAUUCAAGGUGCUGAGUUUUGCAGAGAAGCUGCCAACAAACAUUGGACCCAUGAUCAAGAUACUCGUGGUACCGACACAGUCAGCAAAUCUCGGCAUCGGGGACCUCAUCGAGGUGGACGUAGAUCAUCUUAACAUCUGCAAGCCAGAGAAGAAGGACUCAUUUUUGUACAAGCGCAGCCUCCAGUUUAUCCAGGAAGCACUGCAGAGCUACAUCAGCCACUAACUAAAAUAUAUGAACACAAACACUGAUACAUGUUUACUUGAAAUGGAGGAAAUCACCGUCACCCACCCCACCCCUGAACCAAGAGGAAACAUAACUGCCUCUCCUUGUUGCACAUAAUGUGAUCAUAUCAUAAUUAGGGAAAUUACAUUAAUUUUACACAUUGAUUUUUGUGAAGAAUUGACAGUUAUGAUGAAAGAAACCUGGGAUUUUUAUUUUGUUUUCCUAGUCAUCCUAUUAGAUUGGUCUUUCUCACUGCAAAGUUGUUGAAUUUUAAAAUUUCUGUAUUUUUAAAAGAACAAUGUUUACAGGUUCAGUUAAUUAAAUAUUCUAACUUUUAUUUUAAGGCACUUUGUUACAUUUCAACUUAGUAUGUUAAGCUGGUUAGUCUAUCAUUAUACUAUAUUUAAUUAAAGAAGCACUGACAUGUUAUUGCCAUUUAUGUUCCUUAGUAUUUUGACCAGUGAUAGAUUUAUUUCUAAAUGUAUGUAUUUUAUUUAACUAGAGGAUUAUAGUUCUAUUGUCUGCCAAAAUAUAGGCUAUUCCUUCCUGUACCUCAAAUGGACCUGUAUUAAUAUUCAUUCAGUUUGCUUUAUUUAUGGGACUAAGCUCAAAUUGCCACUAGCAAUGCUGACAAUGAAUAAAUGUAUGAGGUUGGAGGCUUUAUUUGACUUGUCUAUGCACUGAAUCAUAGUCAUUUCAAAGCAGCUUUGCAAUGUAUAGCACAUCUGAAUGUGUUUUUUCUUUUUACAAUAUUAAUACUUGAGUGUUCUGAAAUAUACAAUGCCAUGCUUUCCCCUUCAGUGGUAAAACUGAAGAAAUAAACGACAUUGUUCUUAAGCAAUGUGACCAUAUAAA